Cryptotermes secundus is the source of this 1056-nucleotide messenger RNA. RefSeq names its product piggyBac transposable element-derived protein 4. The record is from RefSeq and is a predicted model, not a curated record. The transcript has a single exon. NCBI's taxonomy places the organism in Eukaryota, Metazoa, Arthropoda, Insecta, Blattodea, Kalotermitidae. Bases 1 to 1056 code for a protein of 351 amino acids.
AUGGGCCAUGAUCAGCGGGACACCCUGAAAGAUGAGCAGUACUACACUCCAUUCUAUCAUAACACCAUGGUACGCGACCGUUUCUUCCAUAUUUUGAGAUUCCUGCAUUUUGAGAAUAAUGAAGCUCCUCCAAAUCGAGAUGACCCAGAGUACGAUAGGCUCUGGAAGAUUAGAAAAAUUUUCAACAAUCUUAACAGCAAAUUUUGUGAACUUUACUAUCCAUCAGAACAUCUUGCUGUUGAUGAAGUGAUAGUGCUGUUCAAAGGGAGUGUUUUUUGGCAGUAUACUCCAAAGAAACACAAAAGAUUUGGAAUAAAAAUUUACAAGCUUUGCGAUUCUCUGGGCAAUACAUAUGACAUGGCUGUUUAUUUGGGGAAACAAAGGAAACUUGCAACCGAAGAAAUUACAUCAACCCAUGGCAUUGUUCUCCAGCUAAUUCAAAGAGUAGAAGGCUCAGGACACAAACUUUAUAUGGACAGCUAUUUUAGUUCCCCUGCAUUGUAUGACGAUCUUCUAGAGCGUAAAAUAAAUGUGUGUGGCACCAUUUGCAAUGAGAGGCGUGGGAAUGCCACAAGAAAUUUGGCCCAAAUCGAUGAAAUUGAAAAAAAAAAAAAAGGAUAUUGUGACAAGAGUGAAGGGGAAUCUAAGUGUUGUUCGUUGGAAAGACAAGCAUUAUGUGUAUGUUCUGACGAAUAUGCACCCUCCUCCAUUGGAGGAGAUGAAUCUGGCCAUGCUAUCAAACCUCAUGUAAUUGAAGACUACAAUGCACACAUGGGCUUUGUGGACAAAUCUGAUAGAAUGGUGAACAGCUAUGGCAUUGCUAGGAGGACAUGGAAAGGGACGAAGAAAUUAUUUUCCCACCUCCUAGACAUGACUAUUCUCAAUGCAUAUCUGUUACACAAGUCAUGUGAUGGAAAAAUGACGCACAAAAAAUUCCGCGAAAUUCUGGUGCGUGAUUUGAUUCUUCAAUCACGAAUAUCACGGUCAGUGGCGUUUCUUGGGGGGAGGCCAAGUUCACCUGGGGCCCAAGUGAGUCGACUGGAGCUGAUACAUUAA